This is a messenger RNA of Macadamia integrifolia, 1895 nucleotides long. Its product is annotated as putative disease resistance protein At4g19050. NCBI's taxonomy places the organism in Eukaryota, Viridiplantae, Streptophyta, Magnoliopsida, Proteales, Proteaceae. Gene Ontology annotation, molecular function: protein binding. The transcript has a single exon. The record is from RefSeq and is a predicted model, not a curated record.
CAAAACUGGUCAAGAAUUCGAGACAAACUUAACAGAAGGAUUUGUUGAGGGGUUUAAUUGUAUGGAGGGCAUCAUGUAGUGGAGCAGCUCAUUUAUCAUCAUCUGCUAGAUAGACAGGGCAGUCACCAUGUUAAGAUACCUCCCUUCAUGAGAAGGGACUUGAAUUAUGUUACCAAAGAAAAAUCUUUUAGAAUCUUCACGAGAGCUGGUUUGAAGUUAACAAUUCCACAUCUAUGGAAUAAGGAAAAGGAAAGCCUACAAGAGAUCUGUCUAAUGGAUGAGAAUUUUCAGAUAAGGUACCCUAGCAUUCCAGAUUUUCUAGAACCCUCAACAUUGUUGCUUUAUGGGAAUGGAAGUCAAAGCCCAAUUGAGUUCCCAAAUACAUUCCUUAGGAAAUUGCAGCGUCUCCCAGUUCUUGUGCUUCUCCAGAUGGGAGUUGAAUCACUGCCCUCAUUCCUUUGCAGUUUGCCAGAGCUUCGUGUACUUGUACUAAGAAAUUUUCGCUCACUGGAAAAACUGAACGAAAUGCAUCAAUUCCAAAAACUUGCAUUACUUAGCCUUUCAGGUGCUAGUGGUCUGAAGGAAAUCCCAGAUGACUUUUUUUGGUCAAUGUCUUACCUUCAAGUCCUCGACCUUUCUGAGACCCAAAUUGAAUAUUUACCAUCAUCUAUUUCCCAAAUUUUUAGCCUUCGUAACCUUAUCCUGAGAGGAUGCUCACACUUGAGAUUUCUGCCACAGCUGAAGUACCUAACAGCCCUUGAGGUGAUUGACCUUUCAGGUGCAACCAUUCUGCAUAAAAUCCAUGACUUUGGGCCCAAGAAUUCACUUCAUCUACUUGACUUCUCUACAACAUUAAUUCAAAAAUUUCCAGCCUCACAUAACCUUCCAUACAUCAGAUACCUUCAACUAAAGGGCUGUCCAAACUUAGAAGUCAUGCCAGUAUUGGAUAAAUUUCACAAUCUGGAAGUUCUUGAUCUCUCGGGUGCUACCAAUUUCAAGGGAUUCAUAAAUACAGAUUUUGGACCUAUGGAUAAUCUACAGAAGCUCGAUCUCUCAGGUACUAAGGUUGUAUGGCUACCUUGGAUUUCCAAAUGUAACAAACUACAAAAGCUCCUACUAAGAUGUUGUUUGAAAAUAGAAGCAUUGCCAGAUUUAACAGCUCUUAGGAAACUAUAGGUUCUUGAUGUUUCUGGUUCUACCAGUUUAAGGUUCAACUAUGAGUCCAUAGGAGAAAAGGAUGACCUACAAAAGCUUGAUCUGUCUGCUGUUGGUGUUAAAUGGUUUCCUUCACUAUCCAAAUGUGCCAGCCUCCAUAAGCUCUUACUAAGAGGUUGCCUAGAGUUAGAAGUAUUGCCGCACUUAGCACUUACAAAACUUGAGGUGCUUGAUCUUUCAGGAUCUACUGCAUUUAAGGAAUUUCAAUAUGGACCAUUUGGACCGAAGAAUCUCCGAGUACUUGACCUCUCAGGGACCCAGGUUGUCAACUUGCAAAUCUUUUCUAAAUGCAAAAACCUUUGUCAGCUUUUACUCAGUGGUUGUUCUAAAUUAGAAAAGUUACCAGACUUGGAAGCACAUACUAGACUUGAGGUGCUUGAUCUUUCAGGUACUAACAAGUUCAGGGGAUUCCAGGAUGAAAAAUUUUGGAAAAAGGAUGACCUACGAAUACUCAACCUCUCUGCAACACAGGCUACACAAUUACCAUCCGUUUCCAAAUUCACUGGUCUCUGUCAACUUCUACUGAGAGAUUGUUCAAAAAUAGAGAACUUGCCAAACUUGGAAGCACUAACAAAACUAGAGGUGCUUGAUCUUUCAAGAACCCAGAUUGUACAAGUACCAUUACUGUUCAGAUCUAGUGGCCUCCGUCAACUCUUAUAACAAGGAUGUUCAAAAUUAGU